Molecule: messenger RNA, 5086 nt
Organism: Phymastichus coffea
Lineage: Eukaryota; Metazoa; Arthropoda; Insecta; Hymenoptera; Eulophidae
Product: pleckstrin homology-like domain family B member 1
Exons: 16
Coding region: 333-4214 (1293 amino acids)
Molecular function (GO): protein binding
Source: RefSeq, a predicted model, not a curated record
GAGCAGCCAAUAUACUCGACUCCGUGCUGCUGCUCUGUGUGUGCUCUCUUCAGUGUUCAGUAUCGCAUUAACCGCCGUGGUGUGCUCGCGAGUGAGCGCGAGUUUGUUACGCUACGAAGCACUGUUUGCAGCUGCGAUCCGCUCCGAAAUACAAAAACCGGCGGCGUCGGUAGUGUUCCAUUACGCGGUGUGACUCUUGUGUCGAUUCGCACUACCAUGAACGAGUGAAUCUUCGCCGGCGAGUGCGUGCGUGCGUGCGUGCACGCGCGCGUGUGUUUUUGCGGCGAAUCGACUGCGAAGCUGUAGCGGACGCCCGACUCCAUUUCACUGGAAUGGCGAACGCUGCCGGCCUGGAAGUACGAGAAUCCGGCCGAGCUUUGAGCUUUCACACGGACUCGCCUCAUCUUGUAUCUACCGGCAGCGGAAGACUCUCGACCACCGUCACGCUUCAUCCGCUACCCGAAGGUCGCAUAAUCUUGGGUUCGAGUCGCGAGGCUGACAUUCAGCUUGGCGGCACUGGAGUGGAGUUAGUGCACUGCAUUAUCGAGAAUGCCGGAGGCUUGGUCACGCUUCAUCCACUCAGCGGAAACACGUGCGUCGACGGACUGCCGAUCGCUGCCCCGCUGCGACUCACACAAGGCUGCAUGCUAACGAUAGGUCGCUCGAACUAUCUACGUUUCAAUCAUCCAGCCGAAGCUAAGCAUUUGAAAGCAGUACUGCCAAAUUCACGAAUCUCCAUGGCGCCAAUGAUGACCUUUGCCAACGGCCAUCAUCAUCAUCAUCAUCAUCAUCAUCAGCAAGACGGCAGUAACAAGGUAUCAGCACGUAAUUCCGGUUGCUCGGACGAGGAAAUCAAUUUCCUGGGCAAGCUCACCAAAUUCGAGAUGUUGUCACGGCAAGCUCGCAGCGCCAACUGUGUAUCGCCAAAGGUCUUUCCAUCUGGUGCUCUCACCACAAACGUGCCCGCCGACCAAAUACUUGGACAUUCGAGGUCGUCGAGCCUCGCCUCGCUAACCAGAAGCAGUGCUUCCAGUCCCUUUCAGAAUCUCACCAAUUUGGACAGGUGCCAGAACAACGACGAGCGCAAGCAGUGCAGCCUACCGGUCACUAUAAACCGCACGUACUCGCCGAACCAAAACAGCAUUUAUCAGAACGUCAUUCACAACAACCGCAACCCCUCCUCCCAUAAUCAGCAACAACAACAGCAACAACGGCAUCAAACUUGUUCUCGCGGUACCUACCAGCAGCAGCAACAGCAGAGGGUAGCUUCCCAAGAAUUAGAUGGCAGUAACGAUGAGAAUCGUAACAACUUACUAACCAAUGGAUAUUCGUCGGAUCUGAUGACGCGAAGUUUGACGUGCCAGAGGAGCUGUGAUCUUGAACAGUUCAGUCGUGAGUUUGACAUGAGUCAGAGCUUAAUCGUUGCUAAAACGACCACCCAUACGGAGUUCUUGCAACUCGAAAAGAUCGGCUCCAGUCCCAUUGUGCCGUGCCAUCGCAGGGCUGGCUCCUGUGAUUCGCAAAAUCCACAAUGCUUCAGUCCGCAGCCGAGCAUGCGGCGCAUUCAAGCGCCCUCGUCGGCGUACGAUCGUGAUCCGGGCGGCAAAUACGGUACUCUGUAUGGGCGCAUCAGAAGCCCGCGUCCGCAGCAAGCUGCGCACCCAGCGCCAGCAGUGGACGACGAUUGCGAAGAGGCGAGCGCGAUGGAAAAGUACGAGCAGGAGGUGGCGACCGAGGACCGCAGGCGGCAGGCGCAAGCGGAGCGCGUGCGCGAGCAGGAGCAGAAGCGCCAGGAGAAGCUCAGGCUGGAGGAGAUUCUGGCGAUGUGCGCCGAGUACGAGAGGCAAAGCCACGCCACGGCCGACAAACCGCAGAACGGGAGCUGCAAAACGAAUGGGACACUUACGCGUGACAAGAGGUCGAAUUCACCACCGACCUAUGAGAAUAUCCAACAGGUCACGACGCCCAACAACAAUUGUACACCGAAGUGGCCAACAGAAACAAGGCAGAAUGUGAUUAAUGGCACAACACCGGUGACAAACCCAGCAGUACCGGAAAAAUCGACGAAACCACCGGUACACCAUUAUGAAAAUUUCCGACCACGCGCCAACGGCAACCUAAGCAUCUACGAGAACGUGAGCACGAGCAACAACAACGCCAGCAACCCGAACAACAUGAGCCUGCCGAGGCCAAAGAAAAAAGCAGCAACGCGCGAGAUAACGAUCGACAACAAGCUGGACGUGUCGAACGACGACUUACUCGAGGCGAUCGAGCAGCUGUCGAUGCUGUCGAAGCCACGGAAUUCCGGUGGAUUACUCACGACAACGACGACGGCAGCGACGACGCCUAAGAGGAUCAACAGCGAGUGCGACAAUGCCAAGUCCAAUGAGGCCAAGGCCGACAAGGAGAGGAAAGUCCUUGAGAAGGAAGACCGCAAGAAGUACAUCGAAUUCCUGCAGAACGAGAAGCAGCAUAUACUGGGCAAUAUGGACGGUUUCAAGCGAAGCGUUGCGGAUAUUGAGACGCAGGAGGAAGAGAUUAAUCGAGAGCUGGAACUGGAAAAAGCUCUGCUCUCGGCGGAAUACGAGUCGGAAUCUCUUAAACUGGAGCAAGAGGAAGGCGAGUUAUCGCGACUCCAAGUGAAAAUCAACGAGCUCGAGGACGAGAUGAGCGAGAAGAGCACGUCGCAAGCGCAAAUGCAAUCGGAAGCGCGUCAACGCGUGUCGAGAGCGCAGCAGUCCGUGGCGCGAUUAGAGGAGGAAUUGGCCGAGGCGCGGGGCCGCGACGACGAGAGGGACAGCGACCUCGCCGACAGGCUGGCCGCGCAAACGGAUCUCCUCGAGACCGAGAGGAAGGCGUUCGAGGACCUGGAGUUUCACCACCUGGAAGAGGAGGCGAGCAAGCUCGCCGCCCGCGAGGAGUUGCAGAGACACGUGAGCGAGCUAACGACCAAAAUCGAGAGCCGGAAGUUACAGUUGAGCCAGCUGGAGGCGCAGCGCAACGACAUCAAGAAUGCAGUCACGAAGGAAGCCAAAAGUCUGGAGAGGCAGAAGCUUGCGCACUUGCGUCGGCUCGAGGAGGGUCGCAAUAGAGUACGAGCGAUAGACGACGAGCUGGACGCUUUAGCGAAAAACCUCGCCGACAAUCCGGACGAGAAGCGCUCGCCUAGUCGCGAGGAUUUCGACAGGAUAUCCAGGGUAACGAAUGACUCGCCCAUAGUCAAUAACCAAGGCAGCCUCGGCAGAAAGACCAUCGAAUCGCUCAAGGAAAUCGAACGCAAUCGACAGCUUCACCUGGCUAAACAAGGCAGCCAAGUGAUUUCGGAAGAGAGACGCCGGGUGGAGGAGCUGAAACGCCGCGUUCAGGACGAAGUUCGCUCGCAGUGGGAGGAGAGGAAAAUGAAUUGCACGUCGUUCAAUAGCGUGGAGUCGGGCGAGGAGUCUUCUAGCUACUCGACUGGACCAACCGAAAGUGGUAGCGGAAGCAGCGACGGCGCGGAGAACGGCACCACGGAUAAAUUGUCUCCAGGCAAACUGUCGGAAUUCACCUCGGCCGGCAGUCCUGGGCCGUCGAGCAACUCUUACUCUCUGCUACCUAGCGACGACGCGAGAAACGACAGGCCAACGUCAAUGGAGACGGAGAGAUUCAGCGGGAACGGAAACGGGACUAUUGACGAGAACGGCAGCCGACCUCUGUCGCAAACUUCCAGCGAAUUGGAUUCUCUCAGUCCAAUGCAAGUCAAGCACCGGGACAAGCCCAAGUUGCAGAGACCUUUGACAAGAUACUUGCCAAUAAAGUCUGAGUCUCUGGAUCUGAGGCACCACAUCGAGACAGCAGGUCACCAACUGCCGCUAAUCCACGACGUGACGGUCGACGUAACGAGUUGCUCCGGAUAUUUAUCCAAGAUGAGCAAGAAAUUUCAUCAUUGGAACAAGCGCUGGUUCGUGUUCGAUAGAAAGGAAAAAUCGUUAUCAUAUUACAGCGAUCAUAACUCGAGGAAACCGCGUGGAGUCAUUUACUUCCAGUCUAUCGAACUCGUUUACGUGGAUCAUAUGAACAGCGUCAAGUCACCACAACCAUCCUUGACUUUUGUUGUCAAGACUAAAACGAGACUUUAUCACCUGAUGGCUCCUAGUCCCGAAUCCAUGCGCGUUUGGGUGGACGUCGUAUUCACUGGGGCUGAAGGAUACCACGAAUUCGAUCCGAGCUUAUGAUAAAAGCGUUCUUUUCUUUUUUUUCUUUUCUUUUUUUUUACUAAUUGUACAUUGAAAAUUCGGUAGCAGCUAUGUGUAUGAAAAGUUUGAAGACUUGAUUAUUUCAACUUCCACAAGAGACAAAUAUCACUGUUUCUUUUUAUUUUCCUUUCUUUUUAUUAAUAUAAUCAUUAAAUUUGCCAAGAAAACGCAAUUUUAAGCAGGUGCCAAUAUAAUGUAAUUAAAUUUAAGGGCAUUAAUUAAGAUUGAUCAGACUCAAGGACAUCUCAAGUAGUUUUACAGCUCUUAAUCUAGUCUUCCAACAUAGAUCAAGAAUUGGCAAAAAAAUGGGAGAAGUCUGAGGAUGUUUUGGAAAUUGCAAGACUUUUUAAAAAUUUGUACAUAUAAAGAGAUUUGAUUGCUUUUUUAAACCAAGUCAAGUCUUGCUUCUAAUUGUGGGGAACUGAGACUGAUUUCGAGGAUAAAAUGCAGGCUAUUACUGAAUUGUGUCUUUGAUUAACUAGGUGCAGACGUGCCAGACAAUACACCAAAGUGCAUUUAACAUAGGUAGACAUUCUGUUAGCUCAUCAAAAUAGUUCAAUCAUGUUUUGCAAUCACUACAAAUCAAAUUUUACAUCAAACACUAAUUUUUUUUCAUCAUGUAGGGAGUAACAUUUUAAUAAUGAAUAUGUUAUUUUAUCUUGCCUCUUUCACUAGAAAAAGGUUUUCGAGAAGUUAAACCAAUUAAGAUUAUAUUUGUCAUUUAUUACUUAAACUUAUGAGAUUUUUUAUAAGUUCUCUUUUUUAUGCGUAUUUUAUGCAUAACAUUUUUUCUGAUUUGGCAUACACCAAAUUCAGAAUUUUCCAAAUAAAAACUAUGUAUUUGAUAAUUG